Messenger RNA from Poecilia reticulata (guppy), 1271 nucleotides. RefSeq names its product NAD-dependent protein deacylase sirtuin-5, mitochondrial. The record is from RefSeq and is a predicted model, not a curated record. Gene Ontology annotation, molecular function: protein-succinyllysine desuccinylase activity; histone deacetylase activity, NAD-dependent; NAD+ binding. Lineage: Eukaryota; Metazoa; Chordata; Actinopteri; Cyprinodontiformes; Poeciliidae. Gene Ontology annotation, cellular component: nucleus.
CCUGCGCCGGAGCAGCCAGAGCGGGUUCUACUCUUAUAUUAUGUCUAAGGAAAAAAAGCAUCGACUUCCUGUUUGAAACGACUGGUUGUCCUGGUUUUGGUCUGAGAGUUCUGAAACCUGAUGAUUGUACACCGUUUCACCUGUGGAGCCAUAAACACUCACCUGUAUGCCCAGCUGAGAAAGACGUGGGGAAUCCAGGUCAUGGCAAGACCCAGUUCAGACCUGGCAGCGUUCAGGGAGAUUUUCUCCAAAUCCAACAACAUUGCCGUCAUCACAGGAGCAGGAGUGAGUGCUGAGAGUGGAGUUCCAACAUUCAGAGGAGCAGGAGGGUACUGGAGAAAAUGGCAAGCACAGGAAUUGGCCACUCCAACGGCCUUCGCCCACAAUCCCUCUCGAGUUUGGGAGUUCUACCACUACCGUCGAGAAGUUAUGCUUACCAAGAACCCCAACCCUGCCCACCAGGCCAUAGCGGAGUGUGAGGAACGUCUUGGCAAACAGGGCCGAAAAGUUACCGUCAUCACGCAGAACAUCGACGAACUGCACCGCCGUGCUGGAACAAAAAACCUGCUGGAAAUCCAUGGCAACUUGUUUAAAACACGCUGCAUGAUGUGUGGUCACGAGGAGGCCAAUUACAAGAGCCCCAUUUGUUCCGCUCUGGAGGGCAGAGGAGCCCCKGACCCUGAUGCUCACGACGCCCAGAUUCCUGUUGAGGAACUUCCUCGAUGUGAGUGCAGGGGCUGUAACGGCCUUCUGAGACCGGCUGUGGUUUGGUUUGGUGAGACCCUGGAUGCAGACAUUCUCUCUGAGGCAGAGAAAGUCUUGGACAGCUGUGACCUGUGUCUUAUAGUUGGCACCUCGUCAGUCGUGUAUCCAGCAGCCAUGUUCGCUCCUCAGGUGGCAGCCAGAGGUGUCCCUGUCGCUGAAUUCAACUUGGAGAACACUCCAGCUACUGAGCGCUUCAAGUUCCACUUCCACGGCCCUUGCGGGAACACYUUACCCCCUGCGCUGGCACGCCACGAGAGCGAGGCGCACUGAAAGCACAGCUGUGAUUUGUCAAAAUAGCGAGACUUGUGCCGGUGAUGUGAAGGACGUGGAGAAGAGGACAAAAGGGAGACUUGUUAACAGUAUGCACACUGUACAGUGAUCUUCACGAUUGAGCAGGGUUUUAAUACGGUGAUUUCAGUAUCUGUGCUGUGGGGCCUGACUUGUGAAAYGGAUAUUUUUUUAAUGAAUGGCAAUUAAAAAGAGAAGUUACUUCUACUGUUGUGACA